Molecule: messenger RNA, 545 nt
Organism: Bombina bombina (fire-bellied toad)
Lineage: Eukaryota; Metazoa; Chordata; Amphibia; Anura; Bombinatoridae
Product: fatty acid-binding protein, liver-like
Exons: 4
Coding region: 89-469 (126 amino acids)
Biological process (GO): fatty acid transport
Cellular component (GO): cytosol; nucleus
Molecular function (GO): fatty acid binding
Source: RefSeq, a predicted model, not a curated record
UGCACAAAUAUAAACCCUGUGUACCUUAACUGUGCUAUCACUCCAUCCGAUAACUACCAGCUGGAUCCAUUUCAACAGCAAUCUCAAUAUGGCUUUCAGCGGAACCUGGCAAGUGUACGCACAAGAGAACUAUGAGAAUUUCCUUAGGGCUGUAGGUUUGCCAGACGACAUUAUUAAGGUGGCCAAAGAUGUCAACCCAGUAAUUGAAAUUCAACAAGAUGGUGACAACUUUACAGUAACUUCAAAGACACCCAAACAGUCUCAGACUAAUUCUUUCACUGUUGGGAAGGAAUCAGAAAUCACCACUGUGGAUGGCAAGAAGAUCAAGGUCAUUGUUAAUCUAGACGGGGGAAAGCUUUCCUGCAAGAGUGACAAAUUCUCCCAUGUACAGGAUGUUCAAGGAAAUGAGAUGGUGGAGACGAUCACCAUUGGCUCAGCAACACUGACCCGAAGAAGUAAGAAGGUUUAAACUAAGACUAGCAGCUGUUAUUUAAUCAUUUAACAAUCUGACCUAUACUAUAAUAAAAAUAUUAUGAAUCAGUAAA